This is a messenger RNA of Labrus bergylta (ballan wrasse), 666 nucleotides long. RefSeq lists its product as uncharacterized. The record is from RefSeq and is a predicted model, not a curated record. Lineage: Eukaryota; Metazoa; Chordata; Actinopteri; Labriformes; Labridae.
AUGAAUCUGUUGUUCAGUAGUCUUUUCCUGGUGGCUGGGUUGUUCCUGAGCAGCUCGGCUCUGUCAGUUGAAGAAUGCAGACCUCUGAUCACACCUCUUCCAAGAUUUGAACCGAGUUACGGAAGGUGGAUCUUUAUCUUGGGUUACAUUACUAGUGAACCACACAGAGUCUUGUUCAAGACAACCAAGAGCCAGUGGGUUGACUUCAUUCAGACGUCACCUGACCACAAGGAAUUCGUUCAGGAUAUCGGGAUCAGGCAUCCUACAUAUUGCAAGUUUGGAUCACACCCUGUAACUAUUCAUUCCAACACUGCAGCAACUGACAAGUCCAACUUCACCUGCACAUACCAUUCCCUGCCAACCUGUGAGGGAUGUCUGCUCUACACCGUGGACAGCAGAACCAACAAUCAAUUAAUCCACAUUAUGAAUAUCGACGAACCUAAGACCAUUGCAGAGGUCAAAAGCUAUCGGGCUUUUUACCUGAUGGCCAAAGAGUCGACUAUCAAGCACCACGAGCUGGCACAUGCCAUGAAGCAGGCCAAGUGUCUUGGUUUCACUGGAGAACCAGACUUCAUCUACGACCCCAAAGACACUCUCUGUGACAAAGACGAACAGUAAGCUGAAGAAAAGUGAAGGCGAUAUUCAGCUGAAGUACUAACCAUCCCU